AUGCAGUGGAAAGCGCGAGGGCAGCGCUGCCCAGAAGAGCGCAAUGCAGCGAUACGGCGGGCAGUCACAAUCGGGGGGUCGUCGGGACCCAAUGUUUCCACGUCGGGCCAAGGUAUCCGUAGCUGCUGCGACUGGAGUUUGUGCGAUCCAGGUUAG
Colletotrichum paranaense is the source of this 156-nucleotide messenger RNA. RefSeq lists its product as uncharacterized. The transcript has a single exon. The record is from RefSeq and is a predicted model, not a curated record. The coding region runs from base 1 to 156 and encodes 51 amino acids. NCBI's taxonomy places the organism in Eukaryota, Fungi, Ascomycota, Sordariomycetes, Glomerellales, Glomerellaceae.